This is a messenger RNA of Trichomonas vaginalis G3, 732 nucleotides long. Its product is annotated as ribonuclease inhibitor domain-containing protein. The transcript has a single exon. The record is from RefSeq and is a predicted model, not a curated record. Bases 1 to 732 code for a protein of 243 amino acids. Lineage: Eukaryota; Parabasalia; Trichomonadida; Trichomonadidae.
AUGGCAGCUUUUGUAGAUUGUGUAAAUUUGUCACUUUUUAUAAGUGAAAGUCCAAAUUUUGUUGUUUUCAACGGCGCUCUUUAUGAUAAGCUCUUCACAACAUUAUACGCUUUCCCAUCCAAAUACUAUUAUACAGAUUUAGUUCCAACAGUUAAGUUUGUUGCAAGUAGUCGAGGUUUUAGCGGUUGUAGUUUCACGGAAUUUACUCUGAAAAAUAGACUUGAAGGUGUCGAUAUGUUUCUGUUUCGAAGCUGCUUCAACUUAAAGAAGAUUGAUCUGAGAUGCGGCGUUUUUAAAACAUUGAGUUACUCUGCAUUUACUGGCUGUUAUAAUCUUUUUGAACUGAAACUUCCGAAGACAAUUGAGGAGUUUAGUUAUCUUCUGUUUACUAUGACAGGCAAACUGAAAUCACUAACAUUACCUGAUAAUCUGAAAAAGAUACAUACAAGAGCAUUUGAAAGCUCUUCUCUUACUGAUAUCAAUUACUGCGGUCUGUUUAAUGUACCUUAUAAAAUCCCUUCAAGUUAUAAUGUUCAUGUCACCCAAUUUUAUCAGGGUGGAUCGUUAUUUGCAGGAAAAACUAUAUCAGAUAGGAAUUUUGUUUGUGAAGCUAUUUAUUGCACUCAUUCUUAUGUAAUGCUCCCUGUCAUCAAAACUAUACCACAUAACAUUCGAUGCUACCAAUUCUCAUUUAAUCUUAUAUUACUAUCACAGGUUUUUAUUUCGAUUUAA